Molecule: messenger RNA, 1227 nt
Organism: Sclerotinia borealis F-4128
Lineage: Eukaryota; Fungi; Ascomycota; Leotiomycetes; Helotiales; Sclerotiniaceae
Source: the annotation of a GenBank genome assembly
AUGUCGACAAAUAACCCUGAUCCUGAUCCUGAUUCUGAUCCUCUUCGUCCCCCUUCUUCUGGGCAACCUACAGAUGUUACGCUGAGUGUAUCUACUGCUCCUCGGAAUAUACCUGCGUCGUCGCAGAAUCAUCAGUACUUGUCGAAUUCUCCGCUGGAAUUUAGAUGUUCUGUUUCCCCUUUGGAUUCUCGGCGUCCUUCUCAUGAUCGAUAUUCUACAUCCCCUUUGGAUGCUCGAUGUCCUUCUCAUGACCAACGCCUAUCUGCCUCACCAACUGCUGAAGAACUAUAUAUACACGGUGAACCUUUCCCAGAGCUAUCCGGCUAUCCUGUCAAUGUCGCAGAUCCAUCAAUCCAUAUACAACAACCAUCCAACGAACAAGACGAGCUUUCGGAGAUGGCUCCAUCGCAACCUACCUCAUUCGCGCCGUUUUUUACUCUCAUAACGGAUUCCACGGUACUCAUUGAUGAUAAAGAUGGAAAUCCACAGACGCCUACAACGCAUCAUCCGAGCAGAAUACAUUACAUAUUUUCCGAUGACGAGGAUAGUGAAGUGUUAAAAGAUGCCUGUUUGAGAUGCAUACCUGAUGCUUCGAGUAUAUCGAAUAGUAAUUCUUUUACAAACAAAGCUUCCGAGGAAUUACGAGCUUCAAACUCGAGUUCAAGACCAGGAUCAUUGAAGAGGAAAGAAAGUGGCAAGGAUGGCAAGGAGAACCAAAGGGAGGAAAGGGUCAUUCUGAUAGAUAUGAAUGAAACUGGGGAUAGAGUGGUUAGGGCACAAAGUCUAAGUGAUAAAUGGCAGAUUAUGGGGUGUGAGAUUGGGAAAGCUCCUAUCUGGGAGGGUGAAGGGAAUGAGGAGAAAGGGGGUGGAUUGAUGUUGAGGAUUGAGGGGGUUAUGAUACCGAUUCUAAAAGAGGAUACGAAUUUGAGUGGGAGUAGGGAGAAGGGUAAAGGAAAGGAAAAUGAUGAUGGUAAUGAAGAGAUCGAGGAACUGGAUAUGGAAAAGUUACUCGAAGGAUUCGAUAAGAAGAUGAAUGUACUGCGCAAAGUUAUCGGAGGAGUAGGAUGGGACCAUGGUCAUGAUGGGGGUGGUCAUGCUGUGAGUAAUAUGGAUGGAGAAGGAGAGGGAGAUGGAGAGGGAGAGGAAUAUAUACCAAUACAGGAGUCAGGAGUAGAAGAUAUGCAGAGAGAUCGAGAGAAAGACGGAGAGGCAUUUGAAGCUUCAUAA